AUGCAGGCUGUUGCAAGGGUCACUGGGUACUACCAUAGAUCUGUCGACCGAGCUGCAAGAAGAAUCUUAAUGCGUUAUUCUUAUCAUUCUCAAGCGUGUUGUUCUUAUAAACUAGUGCUCAGCGUAACAAGUUCAAGACUUGUGAUCCUCGUUGCCUACUCUGUUACAGGUAUAGGAUACAACGCAGAUAUGCGCCUCACUCCGUUCGAGUACGCAGUGCUGCUGACCAUCAUCGCCAACUGCGUGGUGCUGGCCAUGGAGGAGCACCUUCCCGACGGCGACAAGACGCCUCUGGCGCAAGACUUGGAGAAGACGGAACCUUACUUCCUCUUCAUCUUCUGCGUAGAGGCGUCACUCAAGAUCAUCGCCCUCGGCUUCGUCCUCCACCCAAAAUCUUACCUGAGGAACAUAUGGAACAUGAUGGACUUCGUGGUUGUGGUGACGGGGUUCAUCACGUUAUUUGGGCAGGACGCCAUAGAAGUAGACUUAAGAACACUGAGAGCUAUCCGGGUUCUAAGGCCAUUAAAACUAGUAUCAGGCAUACCGACCUAG
Messenger RNA from Penaeus indicus, 552 nucleotides. Its product is annotated as voltage-dependent calcium channel type A subunit alpha-1-like. Gene Ontology annotation, biological process: chemical synaptic transmission; calcium ion import across plasma membrane. Gene Ontology annotation, cellular component: voltage-gated calcium channel complex; membrane. Lineage: Eukaryota; Metazoa; Arthropoda; Malacostraca; Decapoda; Penaeidae. The coding region runs from base 1 to 552 and encodes 183 amino acids. Gene Ontology annotation, molecular function: high voltage-gated calcium channel activity. The transcript has 6 exons. The record is from RefSeq and is a predicted model, not a curated record.